GGCACAUCCUCAUAGUGUGAUCUAUAUCUCGGUCUAAUCCAUCGGCCCACUUUUACCAAAUUAUCCUUUUUAGGAAAGUUCAAUCGUUGACAUAAAGCAAAUUCUUCACCUGAAACUUGCUGAGUACCACCUAUUGGCGGCUGUCCAUCUUAUAACCUUCCCAAACAAUCCUAUAGUUAUACAUAGAAUCGAUCGGCAUAAAUAUAGUCGGUCAAAAUCUUGGUCAAUUAAUUACUCCAACUGGACAGCUCCAAUAAACACAAUCAAGCAAAAAUCAUCCACAAUACUAAUUGAAAAUGGCAGGUAAAGAACCAAUCAUCAUCACAGACAAGGAAGAGAUGAGAAAAUGGACAAGAACCAUGAGAUCCCAAAACCAUACAAUUGGCUUUGUACCCACAAUGGGUUACCUCCACGAGGGCCAUCUUUCUCUAGUGCAAGAAGCACAAAAACACACUGACCUUAUAGUUGUGUCCAUUUAUGUAAAUCCAGGUCAAUUUUCACCCAAUGAAGAUCUUUCAACAUACCCUUCUGAUUUUCAAGGCGAUAUUGAGAAACUCAAGUCUGUUGCUAAUGGUGUUGAUGUUGUAUUCCACCCCAAGAAUUUGUAUGACUAUGGGAAUUCUGAAAUGGGACUAAUUAGGUCAGCUGAGAGGAUUAAUGAAAAAGAGAAUGAGGGUUUAAAGGUGGUAUCUUGUGUUGAAGAUAAAGGGAUGGGGCAUGAAACUUGGGUUAGAGUUGAAAAUUUGGAAAAAGGGUUGUGUGGAAAGAGUAGGCCUGUUUUUUUUAGAGGGGUUGCUACUAUUGUCACCAAGUUGUUCAAUAUUGUUGAGCCUGAUGUUGCUGUACUUGGCAAGAAGGAUUAUCAGCAGUGGAGGAUUAUUCAAAGAAUGGUCCGAGAUCUUGAUUUUGGCAUAAUGGUGAUUGGUUCUGAAAUAGUAAGAGAGCAUGAUGGCUUAGCAAUGAGUUCCCGUAAUGUGAAACUCUCGCCUGAGGACAGAAAAAAGGCUUUGUCAAUUAGCCGCGCAUUGUCUAAAGCCAAAGUUGAAGCAGAAAAGGGCCAGGUAAGCUGCAGAGAUCUGAUAAAUGUAGCCAUUCAAACCAUAGAUGAAGCCGGUGGAAGGGUUGAUUAUGCUGAGAUUGUGGAGCAAGAAAGUUUAGAGCCGGUGGAAACAAUCAAGAGGCCAGUUGUAUUUUGUGUAGCAGCAUGGUUUGGGAAGGUCAGGCUCGUUGACAACAUGGAAAUAAAUAUAUGAGAUGGAGCCACCAAAUAUACGAUAACCAAAUAUAAAAAAAAACUGAGGUGAAGUACAAGUCCCUGGUUUGCAAGAAGCUUUUGCAGUUUGUAAAAGCCAUCUAAAAAUGACUUUUCUCAAAGGAAGCCAACUGGAGAAGAAAUGGCUUCAAGAGGAGGAAUCAUCUUUCCUACUGCAUGUAGAAUAUGGAUCACUUAGCUAGUUUAUUCAUGCUGAGUAGUACUAGAACCAUAUAUUUUUUACUGAUUCUUCGAGAAGUC
This is a messenger RNA of Nicotiana tabacum (common tobacco), 1513 nucleotides long. Its product is annotated as pantoate--beta-alanine ligase. Gene Ontology annotation, molecular function: pantoate-beta-alanine ligase activity. NCBI's taxonomy places the organism in Eukaryota, Viridiplantae, Streptophyta, Magnoliopsida, Solanales, Solanaceae. The record is from RefSeq and is a predicted model, not a curated record. Gene Ontology annotation, biological process: pantothenate biosynthetic process. Gene Ontology annotation, cellular component: cytosol.